Messenger RNA from Diabrotica balteata, 7833 nucleotides. Lineage: Eukaryota; Metazoa; Arthropoda; Insecta; Coleoptera; Chrysomelidae. The record is from the annotation of a GenBank genome assembly.
AAGUAGUAUAAGUUAAGCAACAUCUGUGAUUAUAUAUUAUGAAAAUUCUUGUAGAAUUUAACUAACACAACUAUUAAAAUGUAUAAAACAAAGUACAGUUUGUUUAUAAUUAAUGGAUUACUUUGGAAUACAGUUUUCUGUUUUAAUUUUGAAGACCGAGAUCCUUUAGUUAAGAAAGCUCCAGAAGAUCAACAACAAUCUUAUUUUGGCUUCAGUGUGGCACAACAUAGCACAGAAUCCCUGACUAGUAAAGGAAAAUCAAAUGGUUUUUGGAUGUUAGUAGGUGCUCCUCUAGGAAACAAUAUUCAACCUGGUACAAAUCAUUCUGGAGCUUUGUUCAAAUGUCCCAUUUCCAAUAGGGAUGAUGACUGUGUCCAAAUAGAAACUGAUGGAAAAAGAGAGGAUUUUGAUUAUACUGAUGAAGCAGUCGACGAUACUGAAUUAAAACCUCCAGGAAAUGAUGAAAUUAAAGAUGGUCAGUGGUUGGGAGUUACUGUAAGAUCACAAAAACCAGGAGGAGUAGUGUUGGUGUGUGCACAUAGAUAUAUUAAAAGUGAAAAUCUACAAAAAUUUCACUAUGGGCAAGGUUUAUGUUACUUACUGGACAGAAACUUAGGUGUUACUGAAACCUUGUUACUGUGUAAGGGGAGAAGAAUGGAAAAUCUUCACCAACAGUUUGGGUUUUGUCAAGUGGGAACCAGUGCUUCUUUUGUUGGUGAUGAAUUUGCUUUAAUGGGUGCACCAGGACCAUAUACUUGGAGAGGUACAUUCUUUGGACAGAAUGUUGUUGGAGAUUAUUUGACUAUGGAUAAAACUAUUUAUCAUUCUCCUUUUGGAGAUAUUGACAUUAUUGAAAAAUACAGUUAUUUGGGCAUGAGUGUUGGAGGAGGACAUUUCUUCAACAAAUCUGAAUACACAUACAUGGCUGGGGCACCUAGGUCAAAGAUGGUUGGCCAGGUUUACCUCUUUAAAAAGUAUGACACCUUUGAAGAAUUAAAUAUUUCCCUAAUUUUAACUGGUGAACAGUUUGCCGCUAGUUUUGGAUAUGAAUUACUUGCUACAGAUGUCAAUAAUGAUGGUUAUGAUGAUUUGUUGGUAGGAGCUCCAUUCUACUAUAAUAGUGACAAAAAUGGAGGGGCAGUGUAUAUUUAUUACAAUAUUAGAAAUUGUGUUCAAGAUAAGUGUCCUCAUGAUAACAGAUUAAUUGGAAAAGCAUACUCUCGUUUUGGAUUUGCUAUGACAUCUUUAGGGGAUAUAAAUAAAGAUGGUUAUAAUGAUGUUGCUAUAGGUGCCCCAUAUGAAGAUGAACAUGGAGCUGUUUACAUUUACUUAGGAUCACCUGAUGGUCUCAAUAGUGAACCAUCUCAAGUUAUAAGGAAGAAGCAAAUUACUACACUUGGUUAUUCUUUAAGUGGUGGUCUAGAUAUGGACAACAAUGGUUAUCCAGAUUUACUAGUUGGAGCUUUUGAAUCUGAUCGAGUAUUGUUGUUUAAGACAAGACCAAUCAUUGACAUCAAAAUUACAGUGGAAGGAAAUGAAUUAGUAAAUAUAAAUGCCUCUAAUAAAGGAUGCCAGAAGCUACCAAAUAAUAAUUACACAUGUUUUUCAUUUAAAACAUGCUUUUCUGUGGUUGGACAUAUAAAACAUGAUACUGAAUUUAAUGUUAUUUAUAACAUCAGUGAAGUAAAGAAAUUUGUUAAUAGAAUCUGGUUUGUAGACAAUGACCUACCUGAUAAACGUUCACCUGGAAGAACUAAAAUUGUGCCUGUUAAUGGAGCUUCCCAAUAUUGCCAGGAGGAAACUGUCAAUAUUAAGGAAGGAGUUCAAGAUAUACUCUCUCCUAUAAUGUUCAGAGUUAACUACACACUAGAGGAUAAUGCAUUCCAUACUCCCAUUUUAAAUACCACAUCUGUUAAAGUAAUAUAUGCCUCUUUCCAAAAGGAAUGUGGUUCAGACGAUGUUUGUGAAAGUAACUUAACGUUGAGAGCUGGCACUAAUCUCUCUAAAGAUGAAACUGGAGCUUAUGAAGUCAAUAUGGUAAAUGAAGAUUUUGUUCUUGAAGUAAAUGUAUCUAACACAGGUGAAUCAGCAUAUGAAGCCAAGUUGUUUGUUGUGCAUCCAAAAGCAUUGAGUUAUGUUGUAUUAAAGAGUGACAGAAACAUAUCUGACGGUAUAAAAUGUCUCUUUUCUAAUGAAACUUUAGUUAUUUGUAAUAUUGGCAACCCACUACAAAAAGAGACAAAAAUCAAUCUUAAACUCCGUUUUGAAAUAAAAGAUAGUAAAGAUCAGAAAUUAGAAAUAAAUAUGUUUGUAAAUUCAACAUCUACUGAAUUGUCCAAACACACAUCUGAGACUUUGGUAGCAAUUUUACAAAAAAUUGCUAAAUUCCAAAUGAGAGGUAAAGCUUCCUCAAAUUUGUUUUAUGGUGGAAAAGUUGUGGGAGAGUCAGCACUUAAAUAUUUAGAAGAGAUUGGUGCAAGAGUGAUACACAAAUACCAGAUUGAUAAUAAUGGUCAAUGGGAUUUAUCAAAUCUCAAGGUAUCUAUCCAAUGGCCGCUACAAGUAUCUCCAGGACCCGACAAUGCCAAUAGAGCCGGAAAAUGGUUGCUUUACCUCGAAAAUAGUCCAAAACUAUAUGGUGUGGACGGUUUUUGUACGGUUUUAGAUACAAUACCCAACGAACUACAUCUUAAUACAUCGACCGUGGUAGAAGACGAACCCGAAAAUUUAAGGCUGCGUGAUCCUUUCGAUGAUCUAACUACAGAAGCAGUAACCAUACAUUCCAGGAAGAAACGAAGUAUCAAUUACGUGGUUCCAUAUCAGACUACUGAAAGGGGAGGAAAGCGAAGGAAAAUAGUGGUUAUGGAUUGUUUUUCUGGCAGUGCCAAAUGUAUUGAAAUUUUAUGCACGAUUAGGAAGCUUAACAAGGGUAAUCAAGCUGAAAUAGACAUACAAUCCAGAAUAUGGAAUUCCACUUUGGUAGAAGAUUACAGCAACUUGGAUUGGGUGGUAAUAAAAUCAACUGCGAUCGUCCAAUUCGAAGACAAAGCAUUCAACAUAAGUUCCGAAUCGAUUUCGGAAUUUUCCGCAGAAACCAUUGCUUAUCCUUCGAUUGUUUCGGCCGAUACCGAACUCAACUGGCUGGUCAUAGGUGGCGCAGUAUUCGUUGGGUUGUUGCUACUUAUCCUACUUAUAUUUGUUUUAUACAAAUGCGGCUUCUUUAAACGAAAGCGAAUUAGCGAUGACCCCACGUUAUCUGGAAACCUGCAGAAAAAGGGCGAAGGGGAUCAUUUGCUUAAAGAAUUGCAUUAGAUUUAUUAGUUUUGAUCGUUUUCAUUCUGGUGCUCAUGUAUCAAAAUAAUUUUAAACAUGAAUCGAAAUAAUGAGAGUUUAAAACAAUAAUUUCAUAUAAAUCAUUAUAAAAAAAACAAACAUUUCUGGUCAUGGUGCAACGUAUAUGGAAAGUUUAACUUCCACACUUUUCAUAUUUUAUAGGAGACGACGUUAAUCAGUACAAAUAUUUAUAGGUUAUGAGAAUGUUUAGCGUUUUAUAAAUUCAAGUCAACACAUAGUUUGAAAAUGUUUUAUAUUAGAAAGAUGUCUUCAUCAGAAAAAUACAGUGCUUACCACUGAAUUAAACGGAAAUCUCUUACCCCUGAGCUAGCUCCUGUUUUGAAACAGAUGAAACUUAAUAGAAGCCGAGUCGGAGGAGUACAGCUAAUGAGUACAGCUAAUUAAAAACCCAUUUCAUCAAUUUUGGUCAUUCAUUAACAAAGUUGUGUACUCGUAUGUUAAUUGACAGAAAAGUUAAUAUUUUUUUAGUAUCUACUAAAAGAGAUCCCUUGUCUUUGAGUGUGUCAGUAAAUUGUUGCAUAGUUGACAUAAUAUUUGUCAUUCAUUGGUUUUCUUCCUUCGAUGUAGUCAACCAAGAAGUUUUUUGCAAAUCAUCAAGCACAGUUUCCUUGAAUUUUUCUACUGACAAGUCCAUUUUUUACUUCUUCGUUGGCGGAAAAUCUUUGUUUCAUCGGCAGCACCAAACAAGUCAAUACUGGUUUUAUUGAAGGUUAUGAAACGGUGCAAAAAGUCCUUUGGAUUGUGAUGAAAAUGUAAAAAAAGGUGGCUAAAUCGAUUCAGGUUUUCUUUAGAUGUUGUAACGCUAUAAACGACACUCGUUUGUGAUUUUUCUUCAAUGAUUAUUUUAUCCAAUUUCUUUUGAUUUUAUUAUUUGUUUAAUUCCCAUUUUGUUUGACUAUCUUUGUUCUAAAAAUCGUAUUGGCGCCCAACGUGGGGAGCUACUUAUGUGACAAUAAAACGACAUCUCAGUCCUGUCACUAUCAAAAUUCCAAUUAUACUAAAUAGUAUUAUACGAAAGAUUAUACUAAAUAUAAAGUUUUACAAUAAAAUAAAUAUAAAAAUAUACUUAAAGCUAAUACAGAGAUACUGUUACAUCUGCAGGAGAGCUGAUUGUAGCUUCACAUGAAAAUAAAUGUAAGCUGUAGUAGCAGAAGCAUUAAUAUUGGCUUUAAUGGUAGCAACAUUGAUAUUCGCCGUAGUGGUAGUAGCUAGGAUUGUAGCUUGCUAUAUCAAUUUAAGCAGUUGUUGUGGUCAACAUCACGUAUUAGGGAGCCCCACUGAAAAGAGGAACAAGAAAAAGCACAAUACAAACAAAAACCAUAGAAGAAGAUUGACUAGGUUCAUGAACUUUAAUUCUAUUUUAAAUACGUAAAAGAUAUACCCCUACUUCAAUUAAUUUGAGGUGAUAUGUGGCACUGGCGAGCAGAAUUACCAACACCCGAACAAUUUUGGUAGCUAGUUGGAACUAGCUAAAUUAGUACACGGGAGUAUAGAAAGAGUAUAUGGGGAUCUACAAAGACUAAAUGAGAAUAGAACUGAAAUAACUAAAAUAAUUAAACAAAAUAUUUAGUUAAAAGAAAAGUUGAGCGCCACCUAUGUUAAGAAUAAAAUUGGUAAAACGAAGGAACCAAAUCAAAACAAAUUGGAACAAAAUAAUUCCUUGGAGAAAAACAAACAUGUGACGUUUAUAACGUUACAAUAUAGGGAACCACGGCAACCAUUUUUUUGUAUCUAAUUAUUCAAUUAAAAUUCUAUAAGCACUCUAUUUGCAUUACCCGCUAUGUCUGUUUUCCCAUACUGUAAUAAUGUUUAAUAACGAUUGUUGUACAUCUUUAUUAAUUGCUAGUAUAAUAAUAAUUUAUUCUAAUUCCUUAAACUCUAUCUGUCAUGAGACCUUGUGCCACCACUUGUCAUUUGUCUGCCUGAUGCAAGUGAUAUCCAAUACAACACUGUGAAUAUGUAAUGUAUGAACAUAAUCAAAAAAUGAAAAUUCUUAUAUGAAACAUUUUUUAAACUAGUCUUAAACCAGUAGUUUUUAAGGAGUUCCUAAUCGUCUUUUAUAAAAUUAUAUUGACAGUGUGGUUAGCAUUUUGUGAUAUUGAGUUAAUAUACUGAGCACUUUUUAACAAUUUCAUAUUAAAUUUGACAUAUUAACAUUGCAAAUAAUGUGUCGUAUCAAGCAUCGAUUUAUAUUCAUUUUUUGAUCGCUUUGCAUUUGAAGGUAUUGAAAUGUAUGGGACUGUUCUCGAAAUCGGAGUGUUAGCUUUGAUUAAAUAUUUUUAGGUUAAUAGCAAAAUGCUUCAAAAACUCGAUAAAAAUUUUGACAAUCAACAAUUACAAGAGUAUAUAUAGAAAUCUCGUUUCCCUCUUAGUUUGUUUAUGUGUCCCAGUGUGCAUAUUGAUUAGCCCGCUUCCUAUUAUCUAUAUAGUGGUUACUACAUCAUUUUUGCUUGGGAAAUUGAUUUGAAAGUCUAGUUUAGAAUCGUAUUUGAUGCAUAAUAUCUAUCUUUGAAAGGAAAAUUGUUUGUAAUCUUUUACCACAUGAGUAUAGCAAGACAGAAAAGCUUGAAUCGCUGCAAAUAUUUUAUUGACUAUAAAAUAGUCUUGCCUUAGUUAUUUUUGUAUCGUGGAUCUUUAUUGUUUUCUACGCUUAAUGGUAUACAUUGCAUAAACCGGUUCGAAAAUCUUUUAUUAUACAGGUUUUGAUAGUAACACAGAAAGUGGGGGGAUCAAAAAAGGUGUCCGACAGGCUUAUAAUAGAGGACAUAAAAAAUAAACGGUGAGUUAACAAUCAUUAAGACAUGCUGAUGACACGGUGACCCUUGCCAGUAGCACAGAUGAAUUACAACAGGCAGCGGAAACGUUUAAUGCAGCCAUGGCUGUAUUUGGCGUGUGCCUUCAAGAAGGUAAAAUGAAUGCUGAUAAACAAAAAGUAACACUAUUUCUGUUGCUUUGAAAAUGUUAUUUGGCACUUUAUCUACAAAAUAAAUAUAGUUAUAAUAACUUGGUAAUUCAUAAACGAUUCUGGGGUACUUGGAAAUUAAGAGGGUAAAGAGAUUUGUUAAAUUUCUUUUACAUGCUAUAAAUACGAUUGAGCUUCAACCAGUUUGUUGGGUCUUUAUUAUUUUAAAACACUUAAAUUUAUAUUUUACCUGAAUUCAUAUGCAUGCUUUUAGUAAUAUACAAUUUUUGGUUAAGUCUCAAUAAGUUUAGUUGGUUAUACAUUAGAUAUUUCAGAAUAGUAGAAAUUUCUGUGUAUCUUUAGCAUCCACUGCCUUAUAGUAUAUUGUAAUACAAAUUAAGGUUGAGUUUACCGAAAGUACAAGCUGAAUAUAGCCGCAAAUGUCAAAAAUAUUUCGGUUUGGCAGUGUUGGCAUGUUUUUAUAAUGCAUAUGUUGCAUGCUUUAAAUAUAAAGGGAUAAAGCUUUUAAGAAGUACAUUUUGAUUAUACUAUUUUAUGGAUUCUGCAAUUUUUAAUUUAUGUGAAACAAUAACGAGUAGAUAUUUGUCUCUUUAGAGAUUAAUUGCAACCAUCUGUUGCAAUCUGGCAACUGCUGAUUUAACGAUUGCCAAAUCUAUCCCCUUAGCUAUCAAAGGGUAAUUGCCAAAAAAAUUUCAAAUAAUUAACUGCAAUUAAUCUCCAAAGAAACAAAUGUUUAGUAAUUGUUGUUUUAUAUAAAUAAAAAAUUACAGAAUUCAUAACAUAAUAUAUAAGCUUGUUUUUUUAUAUUUAAAGCAUACAGCAUCUACAUUAUAAAAACAUGCCAACACUGCGAUACCGAAAUUUUUUGUUCCAUGUUUGACAUUUGCGGCUAUAAUCAGCUUGUACUUUCGGUAAACUCAACCCAAAUUAAAGAUAGUGCUCCAAUCAGAACAAUAGUAUGUAUUAUGUAGUUUUUUUGCAUUUCCUAUUUCUUGUUAAAACAAAAUGUUAUAGAGUUAUUUGAUUUUCCUAAUGUUUAUAAUCUUUACUAAUAUUAAAACAUCUAUGCGUCUAUUACUAAUAAGAACAAAAAAAUUAUUGAAAUCAAAACUAAAAACUUUAAACACUUUUCUUAAUGUCUUCUCCAUCCGAAUUUUAGUCACAAGUAUGGAGCGAUCCAUUUAAAAAGCGUCAUUUUACAUUUUAUCUAUAACACUGUGACAAUCGAGUGACAUGACAAAGUAGCUACGGCGUUACACUGUCUUAUUAUUAAAAAUGUGUUACUACAUGCAUAUUCCGUUAUGUAAAAUUGGAGCACUAGAUCUUAAUCAUUCUAAUCAUUGGACUAAUAUAAUUUUUGUGAAAUUUACCAGAUACAACGAAAAAGGACUGAUUUAAAAAUACCAAAUUUAUUCAGAAGCAUUUCUACUAGAAUUAAAACUCGUAAAACGUUUUUCAUCGACUUAAAAAUGUAAAAUUAACGAUAGUCAAAUGAGGGGUGCAAGAGUAAAACUCGAAACAUUUUAAUUUUUAUAUAUAAAUAUAUUCAAAUUAAG